This is a messenger RNA of Morone saxatilis (striped sea-bass), 5192 nucleotides long. It is a transcript of the gene tmtc2b, whose product is annotated as transmembrane O-mannosyltransferase targeting cadherins 2b. Gene Ontology annotation, biological process: protein O-linked glycosylation via mannose. Gene Ontology annotation, cellular component: endoplasmic reticulum membrane. Gene Ontology annotation, molecular function: mannosyltransferase activity; protein binding. Bases 396 to 2930 code for a protein of 844 amino acids. The record is from RefSeq and is a predicted model, not a curated record. The transcript has 12 exons. NCBI's taxonomy places the organism in Eukaryota, Metazoa, Chordata, Actinopteri, Moronidae.
UCAGAGCGCCGAUCCUCCUCCUCCGUGUCGGGAAGGCGUGCGGUUCGCUGCUGUCACACAUCCACUGAACGCUGCUCGCCUUUUAUUCUGUGCCCAACUCCCAGCAGGAUAACACAGCUCUCCGGCGCACAACCCAACAUGGGUUAGGAAGAAAGCCGCCUAUGGAUUAUCCACUUUGAGCACUUCAGCGAGGAUGAUGGGGGGGAGGAAAUGGACUUGUUUUCGCAGAGACAUCCUGACAAAGACGGGGACUGAGAGGGAAUAGGGAUCGGGAUUCGCUGCCUCUCUCCCUCUCUCUCUCUCCGUCUCGCUUUGCAUCUUUGUUGUUUUUUCCUGUUUUGUUUUGUUGUUCUUUUUUGUUUUUGUUUUUUUCCGCGUGGGUGCGAGGCACAGAAAUGUUUGCAGAAUUGCUGUGCGGCGCCGUGGCUCUGGUCCUGUAUGUCAACACUCUGGGCGCCGAUUUCUGCUACGAUGACAGCCGUGCAAUCAAGACUAAUCAGGACCUGCUUCCAGAGACCCCCUGGACAAACAUCUUCUAUGAUGACUUCUGGGGCACCUUACUCACGCACAGUGGCAGCCAUAAGUCUUACCGGCCCCUCUGCACCCUCUCCUUCCGCCUCAACCACGCUGUGGGUGGGCUGGAGCCUUGGGGUUACCACCUGGUUAAUGUGGCCGUCCACGGUGCUGUGACAGGCCUGUUUACCUCCCUAGCUCGCCUGCUGCUUGGAGGAGGCCUGUGGAGCCUGCUGGCCGGCCUGCUCUUCGCUUCUCAUCCCAUCCACACCGAGGCGGUGGCGGGCGUCGUCGGACGGGCUGAUGAAGGUGCCGCCCUGUUCUUCUUGCUGUCCCUGCUGUGCUACAUACGUCACUGUAAGCUGCGGGGCCAGGCUGGGCCCUGGCGGCUCAUGGCCUGGUUCUUGGGCAGCCUGAUCUGUGCUGCAUGCAGCAUGCUGUGGAAGGAGCUCGGAGUGACCGUCCUGGCUAUAUCGGCGCUGUAUGACGUCUGCGUUUUCCACAGGCUCAAAUUGCGACAGGUCAUCAUGCUCCUCUACAAGAGAAAGAACGUCCACCUGCUGCUGAAUGUAUUUUUGCUGGCAGCCUGGGGAGCUGUACUGUUGGCCUGCCGCUUCUACUGGAUGGGUAAUAAACCUCCCAACUUCUCCAACUCCGACAACCCGGCAGCCGACUCACCAUCGCUCCUCACCAGGAUGCUCACCUUUUUCUACCUGCCUGCCGUCAACUUUUGGCUUCUCCUUUGCCCGGAUACACUCAGCUUUGAUUGGUCAAUGGACGCCCUGCCAUUGAUCAGGAGCCUCACUGAUUGGAGGAACUUUCAUACAGUCGCCUUCUACCUUGGAUUGCUCUUGCUUGCUUGGUUCAGCCUGUGGAUGCACCAGACAGCUAAGGGCAAAGACACCAAUGGCAAAGCGCAUCAUUACACCAAUGGCAGAAAUGGAAACAGUAAUGGGCACAGUUACCAAUAUAACAAUCAUGAACAUAUGAACAAUUCCCACACAGACACUCACAUUACUAGUGCACAAAAUGGCACCAAAAAGCACUAUGAGAGCAGGACUCCACUGCCCACCUCUGAAAAUGUUGUGGUGUUCUCUCUUGGCUUGUUGGCUAUCCCUUUCCUCCCUGCCACAAAUCUGUUUUUCUAUGUGGGGUUUGUGAUAGCAGAGAGAGUACUGUACAUCCCCAGCAUGGGCUUUUGCUUGCUGGUUGCAGUGGGGAUGAGGUCUCUGUACAUCCGUCUGCAGCGCAGGUCCUCCAGGGCUAUGUUGGUGUAUUUCAGCGCUGCCCUGGUUCUGCUUUUUGGUGUCAAAACUGUUUUGAGGAACCGGGACUGGCAGAAUGAGGAGAUGCUCUACAAGUCAGGGAUUUAUGUCAAUCCUGCUAAAGCAUGGGGCAACCUUGGAAAUGUCCUGAAGAGCCAGGGCAAGAUGGAGGAGGCUGAACAGGCGUACAGGAAUGCCCUCUAUUACCGCAGCAACAUGGCUGACAUGCUGUAUAACCUGGGUUUGCUGCUACAGGAGAGCAACAAGUUCUCAGAGGCACUCCACUACUAUAAGCUGGCCAUUGGGAGCCGGCCAACUCUGGCUUCGGCCUACUUGAACACAGGCAUCAUCCUGAUGAAUCAGGGUCGCCUAGAUGAGUCCAAGCGCACCUUCCUGACCUGUGCUGAUAUCCCAGAUGAAAACCUGAAGGACCCCCACGCCCACAAGAGCUCAGUCACCAGCUGCUUGUACAACCUGGGCAAACUGCUCCAUGAACAAGGACAUCAGGAGGAGGCCCUCACAGUGUUUAAAGAAGCAAUACAGAAAAUGCCAAGACAAUUUGCACCACAGAGCCUCUACAACAUGAUGGGAGAGGCCUACAUAAGACUGAACAAGCUGACUGAAGCUGAACACUGGUACAGAGAGUCCCUGCGAGCCAAGCCAGACCACAUUCCUGCACACCUCACUUAUGGCAAACUCCUGGCUAUGACAGGGCAGAAAACAGAAGCGGAGAGGUACUUCCUGAAGGCCAUCCAACUCGAUCCCACAAAGGGAAACUGUUACAUGCAUUAUGGUCAGUUUUUGUUGGAAGAGUCGCGGCUGCUGGAAGCGGCCGAGAUGGCAGAAAAAGCUGCGCGCCUCGACAGCGGGGAGUUUGAUGUGGUCUUCAGUGCAGCCCACAUGCUCAGACAAGCCAGCCUAAAUGAGGCAGCCGAGAAGUAUUACGGACAAGCAGCGAGCCUGAGACCCAAUUAUCCCGCUGCCUUGAUGAACCUGGGGGCGAUCCUCCACCUCAACGGGAAGCUGCAAGAAGCUGAAGCCAAUUACCUCCGAGCACUUCAACUGAAACCGGAUGACACCAUCACCCAGUCCAACUUGCGUAAGCUGUGGAACAUCAUGGAGAAACAAGGCCUGAGGACCACGAGCCCCUGAGCUCACCCUGCCCACCUACCUGCCAUCUGUAUACCAGACCUGGGGAAAGGGACGGCCUACACACUCCUCCUUCACUCUUGUCAUCCAGGAGAGAUGGAAGAGACUCAGGGAGGAUGUUUGCUCAGAGAGGCCAUGACUGUGCUGCACAGCCCUCCUAAUAACUCCUGAGCUCUGGAUACACCUCAGGCCAGCAGCUUUCCUCAGAAGCAUUGCUCACACUUUGGCAGGCACUACAUGGUAUUUGGACUCUUUAGAACUUUCUUCAAAAUUAGUGCUCUCACAGGAACCACGCUUUUUGUCUGUUUUUUUUUUUCUCUUUUAUAACUAGAGCACUUGAACUUGAAGUGAGAUAGGUACAUCCUUCAACAUUUGUGAUGAAUUAGGGGUUUUUAAAUAAGCAAUUUUUGUUCAAAGAGGUGAAAUUUAUCCCCUAGCAGUGUAAGAAAAAAUAUAAAAGAGAGAAAAGAAUCUCAGAGCACUGCACUGAGAGUAUUUUCCAUCACCAGUUAAUACAGUUCUCAGUUUGAUCAGAUGUUCUAUCUUGAUAAUGAAGAAAAUAAAGGCUAUAUGAAGAACUGGGUACCAUCCAGAAUCACCAGAUUAAUCACGUAAACCAAGUUUAAAUCACAAAAUUUUCCAUUCCCACCCUCAGUGGGUCACCUUAUUUUGCUAAUGAGAUUACACACACUUCAUAAUGAAGAUGUGAAAAUUAGCACAUCAUUUCAAACCAUUUGUAGCAGAUGUCCUGAUAUUUGGUGAAAACUUGAAAAAGGGAAUUUAAUUUGGUAGCCAUCAUAUCACAACAAUAGCCUCUAAAAGCUCCCUGAAGGCUGUAUUUUGCCGAAUACACUUUGUUUUGACAAGAAACCUCAAAAAGCAAAGGAAAUGUGACUCCUUUCACGUUGUAAUGCCUUAUAAUAAAAGGUGUGAAUCUUCUUUAGCAGUGUACAGUAGCGUAAAGGUGGCAUUUUUACCACUACUGCUUCUUGUUCUGCAAAGAAGCCGAGUCACCAUAGUAACUUGUUUGUUGAGAACAGUAAGAAGCUAUAAAUGGAAAUAUUAAGCUGCCUUCCUGUGGAAGUUACAGACAACAAAGAGGCAGGUACGGUUGUUUUGGUUACACCAUCUCCCUACACGCCUGAAGCUUUCGCAGACGAAUGUGCGGAGCCAAAACAGGUGAAAGAGUUCUUCUAACCAAAUACAAAAGCUAUGCCGAUGCACACCUUUUCAUCACAGAACAAUGCACAGACAUGGCACGUCUGAGGGAAAUGUUUAAAUGCCUAUGUUUUUGUUGGAAUAAAACUAAUUUCAUUGUGUUUGUAUAAAUGAAUCCUAAUAUAUACCUACAUUGUCUAUAGUAUACAGAAAAUCAUGCAGCAAAAAAGUAGCCAGACUUGAAGGUGGAAGCUCAUAUAGUGAGCAAGUUUGGUAUUUCCCACAUCGUCAAAACUCAGUCUUAAGGUCUCAUUUUGUAUAUAUUCUGUGUAAUUAACAUCUAUUUGUUUCUUGUUGUCAGCAUACAGUAAGUGAAAUGGCACCUUCCCAGACAUAAGAAUAUGUACAGUAUGUGUGAUCAUUUGUUGGUUAUUGACCACAAACCUCUUGAAUUAUCUGUCCUUAGUUUAUACAUUGUAAGUUAUUGCUUUGUGUUACCCUAGCAACAGAACCAGCUGGCACUGUGUUUUUACAUGUAAAAUUAAGGAAUCUAGCAGAUAUGACGUCCAAAUACAGUCGAGUGGCCCAUUAUAGAUAAAUACAGAGCUACACCUACAAUGGAGGAUAAAAAUGUUGAAUUAUGUACUUCACUUGUUGCAGUCACAAUGGCAUCAACACUGUUCUGUUUUUGAUUGUGAUGGUCACUAGUGAUGUGUUCAGUAAAAUAAUCCCAGUAAUCACAUUCAUUCCUGCCCCACACCUCACACACCCCAUAGUCAAACAGCGUGCUCAUGUCUCCUGUGUGUAUAUAAAGUGUUUAUGAACAAACACUGAUAAUUAUUAUUGCUUGAGUGAAGAUGUAAGAGAAAAAAAAGUGUUUCACUCUGUGUCUCUGCUCAGGGAUCUCAAGCAGUGGGUUAUUGCAGAAACUUGUUCACAGAGCGUUUACUAAAUUAAAGAUUUAUUUUUGAAAGUUGUUGUAUUUGUAUAAAUUAUGGAGAUUUGUAGCCUUUUUCUCCUUUUUGUAAUAUAAAGAUGAACAAUGUGCCAGAAUAGACUUUUCUUCCCAAUGUUGCUUUUUUUCCACAAUAAAUUUAUGGUGUUCUG